AUGCUUCUCAGUCGUCAACUAAGGGAAGGCAAGGCUGCUGCUUGCUGCAACAUUGGGGAUGCCAGCAAGCUACACGCUUCUCGGCUGUCGACGAAGGGAAGGCAAAGCUGCUUCUUGCUGCGGCGUAAGUUGAGGCGUCGAUCGAUUUAUGGAGAGAAGUGGAUCGGCUGGGAGAAGGUAAUUAGGCGACGACAGCUUGGAACGGCCGACGACUGCAGUGGACAAGGAGGACGGUGA
This is a messenger RNA of Linum trigynum, 237 nucleotides long. NCBI's taxonomy places the organism in Eukaryota, Viridiplantae, Streptophyta, Magnoliopsida, Malpighiales, Linaceae. The record is from the annotation of a GenBank genome assembly.